UUUUGAGGGUCUGCCCGCUAUCUAUUUCCGGUGACUUAGCGCGUGUUUUACCUUUUACUGAGGCAUCACAUCGCGGCUUAUCUGUGCAUAAUUUCGCACAUUUUGCUCAGCGAGUGCAAAACACACCAGGGCAGAAAAAAAGUUUCUGUGCGAAUACACAAACAGGGAGAAGGCUGGAGCUGGAAGGCAGUGACGGCCAGGAUCUUCAGGAUGGUGGCAGGACCACCACAACCAAAACACCCAUGGAGUCUAUUACGCACUCAAGUGGAAAAACUCCGGCUCAUCUCACAGUGCGCGAAUCCCUGUUUGAGAAGUCUCGUGCUGACACCUCGCUGACCCUGCUAACAAGAAAGUUUGCAGAACUCCUGCGGUGCUCUGGUGACGGGGUGUUGGAUCUAAAUAUUGUUUCCCAGAAGCUCAAUGCUCCAAAGAGGCGCGUCUACGAUAUCACCAAUGUCCUGGAAGGCAUCCAGCUCAUCAAAAAGAAAUCUAAGAACUGCAUUGAAUGGCUGGGCAGCAUAAAGUCUCAACUACAUAAGGAUCUGCAUGAUCUCACGGUGGAGGAGAAGAGGUUGGAUGACCUGAUCCUGAACUGUACGCAGCAGGCUCGCUUGAUGUGUGAGGACAGUCGCUUUCAAAGAUUUGCAUAUUUGACAUACGAAGAUGUCCAAAGAAUUCCCACUUUAAGGGACCAGACUGUGAUUGUUAUAAAAGCCCCUGCAGAGACAAAACUGGAAGUCCCACAUCCAGAGGAGAGCCUUCAAAUCCACCUCCUCAGCACCCAGGGGCCCAUUGAGGUGUACCUAUGCUCUGAUGAAAGCACCCCUAUGGACACUACAGGUCAUCGGGUGCAGUCAGCUGGCACAUCAGGGUUUUCCCCAGUGGACAGCCAUAACUCCCUCUGACGGAGGAGACCUCCAACAGAACCGGGCCUGGAAGGGCGGCAGUGAGGGGACAGAGGAGCGAGAGCCAUCAUCGGGCCAUGACGCACCAGCAGGCAGGUUGGUUGGGUCCGAGUCCAGCGGUACCUGUAGAAAACCUGUACAGACCCACAGACUGAACCCGGACGUGUGCUGCUAAUACCGGACGAUUAUUCUCCUAAUAUGUGAACUCGUGCGAACAAGAACAUUUGACUGGAAUGCGUCAGUCGUUUACAGCAGGACACUCACCACGUUCUAGCCUGUUUUACCUGAAUCAGUUGUAGGUCCCUCCUCAGAAUAAAGCCCUGAGCAGAAUUUGGGCCCAACUGACUUGGAGUCAGGUUUUAGUUCUUUGGGAAGUGGAGGAGCAGACUUCUAACCUUAAUGGGAAAACGGUGAAGGGCAUCAAAUUAAAUGAAUAAGGCAACAUUAUGGAUUUAAAUAUCGGCACAGUAUUUCAUUGGCACGGCCCGACGUCUCCUGCGAAGGUGUCCAGAACGACGGCAAAACGCUCAUCUGCUGAAUAAAGAAUCCGCUGGCGAGGGUUCAUAUCAAAUAUGCAGCUUUAAAGGGUGGCAAAACAAACACAGCAGGACGGAACACUUCGCUCGUCCGUUGCGCUCGCGUGCGGCACUGUUUCGGAGCCCUUUGAUGUAAUUAUGUCUGUUCCCUUAUGCCUCGCGAUCUGCUUUUCAUCAUCAUUAUGCUUUUCAGUAAUGAGCACUCACUUUCUGUUGAAUAAAGAAAAACAUACAUUUCCACACAAUGGAA
Molecule: messenger RNA, 1691 nt
Organism: Betta splendens (Siamese fighting fish)
Lineage: Eukaryota; Metazoa; Chordata; Actinopteri; Anabantiformes; Osphronemidae
Gene: e2f3
Product: E2F transcription factor 3
Exons: 8
Coding region: 243-905 (220 amino acids)
Biological process (GO): regulation of transcription by RNA polymerase II
Cellular component (GO): RNA polymerase II transcription regulator complex
Molecular function (GO): DNA-binding transcription factor activity, RNA polymerase II-specific; RNA polymerase II cis-regulatory region sequence-specific DNA binding; protein dimerization activity
Source: RefSeq, a predicted model, not a curated record